Molecule: messenger RNA, 2313 nt
Organism: Penicillium malachiteum
Lineage: Eukaryota; Fungi; Ascomycota; Eurotiomycetes; Eurotiales; Aspergillaceae
Exons: 2
Coding region: 1-2313 (770 amino acids)
Source: RefSeq, a predicted model, not a curated record
AUGCCCUUAAUAAAUUUCAGGAGAAAUAGGGCGCCUGUUAACUCUGCGCCGACUCAUCAUCCUGCUCAUUCGGUUGAACAUCUGCUCCACUCUACAGCUCCACCGGACCAGAAUCCUAUUGAGAACUACGUGGACCGCCACGCUUCAGAUCCUCGACUGGUCUACGAACAAGGCUCAAACUUGAACUUCAACCCGCCAUCUCAGUCCGAAACCGGUCAAUCUUUACGUCGUUCUCAAAGUCAACGUCAGCAUCAGCAUCAUCAACCUUCACACUCACAUUCCCACUCGCAUUCGCAACCUCAACCACAGCUGCAACAGCCACAGCCACAGCAACGUGACCGAAACUCGGCGGUCGCCCCUGAGGACCCGCAGCCUCGUCGCAGAAGGGGUCUAUUUCCAGCAGUGCGCCCAGCAUCCGGGCUGAAUUUUGAUCGCAGUCCCUCCAUCAGCAGAGGGAGACCAGUGCCACAUCCCACUUCACAACCUGUCUCGCCCCAAAAUCCUAAAGCGUUUGAUUUACAAGAUCAGCAACAACAAAAUCAACAACCCCCAUCCCUAAGUAUUCAAACCAUCAACCCGGAGGAUCAAUCCCCCACAACUGCCCCGCCCGCAUAUGAACCGCGGUCGGCGUCGCUAGCCUACCAACAUCAACACCUACAGCUUUCACAACGUUCAUUACACCAAUCGCACCCAUCGGUAGGGAGUGACAUUCAAGACUGGUCCCCCGCACAACAACAACCACCACCACAACAACAGCAGCCACAACCGCAACCGCAACUUGAAUCCGCACCACCACCAGCACCACCACCCAAACCGGGUCUUCAACUUCCCCGACCGCCUGCACUUGAACGCUCCAACACCGACCCAAAUUUGGUACAACGAAGCGCCCGACCGUCACCAACGGAUCGCACCCCGGAAUCUCCUCGUUACCUCCCCGACCACGGUAUCCGGGGCUCGACGCAACCUCGUCCCGAGCACGAUCUGGUAUUGAACACUUCCCGGCCCCCUUCCCGGCAGACUUACGAGCCGCUUUCCCCAAGUCGUCAACAGAAUCAUCCUGACGCCAUGCAGCAGGCCGCGCAGGCACCGCCCCCGGGCCAACCGACCGAUCGCCCGUCGGGACAAGAUUGUAGCCGUAGAGGGAGUACAGCCCAAAAUAUGCCGACAGAACAACAAGCUCGCAACACGCCAACAGGGUCUCGAACACGCGAGGAUCUCGAGAAUCUUGAUAUUCGGGCAUUGAUCCAAAAACAUGAUGAACUACAGAGCAAAUACUCCAAGGUCAAGCGCUACUAUUUUGAAAAAGAGGCGCAGGUCCAGCACCUUCAAAACACCGUCGCACAUCAACGAAUGGCAGUUUCUCGUACCGUGCUCGAUGACAAUGAAUACACCAACCGAUUCCAACGCCUAGACGGCGCCAUAAAGGAUUUAGCAUUUUCCGUUCGCAAGGACUGGCGUACCGUUCCAUCGUGGUUGCACGGUCUAACAACAGACGAUGCAAUCCCCGUGGGGACGAAAGAAAUGAUGGCACUGGGCCGAGCAGUAGUCAGUCGGUGGUUAGUGGAAGAAGUUUUCCAACGCCACUUUCACCCCGGGCUGGAACCGGGAUUUAGCAUUCAAUUGAAGAAAAUCGAGAUGAAUCUCAGAAGACAGCAAAUGCGACCGGUUACAGACGAGGACCGCGAAAACGCCAUCGCCAGACUUUCGAAUUGGCGUCGCACAACUUUCGAUGGACUUGGUGAUCUUCUGGCGACUCCAACCGCACAAGAACACCGUGCUGAAUUGAUCGAGCAUUUAACCGUUGAACUUGCUACAUUCCUAAGUACCCAACUUCAUGACCAAGCACUCCCGGGUCUUGAGGCGGGCGUGCGCAUGAUUAUCGAGAAUACCAUAAACAUCAUUGAGAAGAUCCCUCUGGAGGCUCGUGAUGUUUGCGUCGAGUACUUCCCGCCUAAUAUCUCCUUCCAUGACAAUUACAUGAAGGUUGAAGGUCAACUGCCUCCGCUUGCUCAACCCCCUCCACCGGCGGAGCAGGAUUUCGAAGAUGAAGGUGACUCUUCCCCUGCUUCGAACUCUACCGGUCCUGGAGGUGAUGGGCCAGCUCCUGCGCCACGUGAACGACCGAGGAGAUCAGUGUUCGGUGCCUUGAUGGGCCGUCGACCUGCGAAUGAGCAGUCCACUCGAUCUACAGGAGAGAAGACCGAGCAAGCUGAGCCGGCUCGAAUCCGAUUUGCGUCUUUCCUUACGGUUGAAGUACGUGGUAAGGGACCUGCGACGGUUUUGAUCAAGGCGCCUGUGUUCCUGAUAGAGUGA